AUUGAUUUUUUAGCCUGCAAGAGAAACCCAUUCCAGGACGAAAAGAAGUCGAGAUUGAAAAGAACCUUUUUCCAGAGUCGGCGGCGUUUCCGUCUGCGAUGGGCCUAGAAUGCACCGAGGCGCUGCGACAACCAGCCACACGAGGCUCAGGCUCAGGCCCAGGCUAACAGCAGAGAAGGCAGGUACCUCUUCUCUUUAUCAGGCCCUCCUUCCACAGGGAAUUCUGCCGUGGUGCUGUCCGCCUUUCUUCCUUCUCUUGACCGCUAAAAAUCCGGGCAGAAUUUAUUCUCUGCUCCUCGUCUUUUUCUUCACGCAUAACACUCUUCUUUCGCCUCUCGUCCCGCCAAUCCAGCAACGCAGCCAUGGGCAGCACCGCUUUGCGAUUCAUGGGCCGUUACGAGCCUCCUGACAUCACCGCCAGCAGCCCGCUAAACCGACCCCUCCGGCAGCCCGCUAUUAAGCCGCAGUCGAGGCGCUCAGCUGCGUUGACGCUCAUUUGCUGAGCAACAGACAAUUGUAUUCGAUUGAGCUUGAGCCGGGCAGUCUCA
This is a messenger RNA of Trichoderma asperellum CBS 433.97, 548 nucleotides long. The record is from RefSeq and is a predicted model, not a curated record. NCBI's taxonomy places the organism in Eukaryota, Fungi, Ascomycota, Sordariomycetes, Hypocreales, Hypocreaceae.